GUCCGGGUAGCUAGUCGGAACCUGUAUUCAGUGUACUAGGUUUCCGGGUAGAGCCGCUGUACAAAUUGAACUGGCUUGAAAACAGCCAGCGUGUAAAAUUGCUGAUUUUAACGACUCAGAGUGAAUAUAAACGAUAAUUAAAGUAUUUUAAUGUUUUUUUUUUUAUAACCUAAGAAAUAUUUUUUUAAAAAUAAAAUCUACUAGUGAUAUGUUUCUAUAUUGCUAUUGGGGAAGCAUCUGAUUCGUGUGUACUCUCGGAUUGGGAUAAUUAAUCUGCAAUACCGUAUGUGUAGUUGUUCAAAGGUGAUCGCUAGGAAAAUAAAGAAACGCUGGCGAGCAACUAAGAUUUAUUAGAAAGAAAGAGAUAUACAUGAAAGUAAAGACCGGCUGGGAAAUGUUACACGUUUAUGGAUAACAGGGCUGAGAAAAAUACAAGCGGGACACAAAAAACAACUAACAGUAAAAUAAAAAAGGGAGCUAAUCCGAGCAAAGAGAAGAUGGACAGAGCAAUCGAAGGAACGGAAACGCGAUGAGCGUCUUCACAGGAUGUGUAGAGAAUACAGAAUAACAGUCGGGAUCUAGUGGCAUCAUUAUUAACCAGAUUUGAAAAGACACACUCCUCAAGGCAAUCACACAGCCUUGAAGAUGAUGCACUCGUCUAGAAGAAAACCUGUGCUUUAUUUCAAGGAGGAGAACCGGUCCCGUGUGUUUUUCGGCAUCCUGUCCAGAAAGUGCUCCAUCUUCAAGCUCUUCUGUGUCUGCGUGGUGAUCGGCUUUGCCUCUCUGCUGUGGCUCCAGCUCAGCUGCUCGGGCGAGGUGCCCAGGAGGGGUGUCGAGGACGGCACCCUGCCCCGUCAGCCCUGCCCUCCAGAGAGACAGGCCAGCGCAACAGACGACCCUUCCUGGGGUCCUCACAAACUGGCCCUUCUCAUCCCUUUCAGAGAGCGCUUUGAGGAGCUCAUGGUCUUUGUGCCCUACAUGCACUCCUUCUUAAACAAGCUGAAAGUACGACACAAGAUCUUUGUGAUCAACCAGGUAGAUCAUUACAGGUUCAAUCGAGCUUCCCUGAUAAACGCUGGAUUUCUGGAGAGUGGGAACGACACGGAUUACAUUGCCAUGCACGAUGUGGACUUGCUGCCACUCAAUGAGGAUCUGGACUAUGGGUUUCCAGAUCAGGGCCCGUUCCACAUCGCGUCCCCAGAGCUGCACCCCCUCUACCACUACAAGACAUACGUGGGGGGGAUUCUGCUCCUCACCAAGCAGCAUUACCAAAUGUGCAAUGGGAUGUCGAACCGCUUCUGGGGCUGGGGCAGAGAGGACGACGAGUUCUACAGAAGAUUAAAAGCAGCAGGGUUGCAGCUCUUCAGGCCUACAGGAAUAACGACCGGGUACAAGACAUUCAGACACCUACACGACCCGGCGUGGAGGAAGAGGGACCAGAAGAGAGUGGCCUCACAGAAACAGGAGCAGUUCAAAGUGGACAGAGAAGGGGGGCUGUCCAAGCUGCGAUACAGUGUGGACUCUAAAAGGGAGCUCACGAUCAGCGGGGCUCCAUGCACACUGAUCAAUAUCCUGCUGGACUGUGACCUCAACGAGACCCCGUGGUGCCUGCUGAGCUGAUCAGAGGUGCAGAGCUCAGGAGACCCUCCUAAUGCUGAGCACAUGAGGAAUCUCUUCUCUGUUAAUACAGGUCUGUGGAGAGUCGAUCCUGCUGGAGUAGGAAGCUGGAAUAUGUACAGCCUGCUGAGAGCUGUGCAGUAUCUGAACUGAUACAAUGAAUUUAUCCUCAUUUAUUAUUAUUAUUAUUAUUAUUAUUAUUAUUAUUAUUAUUAUUGAACCUGGCAGUGGACGCUGGGUUAUGAAAUACUGCAUCAUGAGCUUUUGACUUUGCCCUCAUGUUUUCCAAGGCAAUGCUCAAUGUGAACCUAUUUGUAUUUUAUUAGAUUUUAUUGGGAGAUCAAAUCUAGAUUAAGCAGCUGUUCUAGGGCAUGAUGGUCUGCUUUGGAUAUUUUGUUAGCGAGUGUCUCUUUGUUCACAGCAGCAGGGAAUGACUACUCUGAAAGCCAGUCUGCACUCUCACGAGUAAUUGGAUCUUCAAUUGACUUUUGUUAGGCUACAGACUGGUUGGAUGGUGUUCUGCCUGUAUUUGCACAAUAUUUAUGUAAAGCUAGACUGCAAAAACACGAAGGUGCAUAAACCAGUUUCUUAAAAGCUAUAGUUUUAUAUUAAAACCUACAUAUUCUGGACAAGACAUUGAACCUGCUGUUUUUUGGUAUGUGCCCCUCCUCUCUGAUGUCUUUAGUAGUGUGAGCUGGUGGUGGAAGAGAGGCAUCUGAAAUGUGAAGAUUUCUGUAGGUGACAUUAUGAAGAAAGUCCUGGUGUGUUAUCCAGCUCCUGAAUGCAUUUCUGAUGAGCGACCCACCAAAUUGUGCAAACCCUCAUGCACAGAAUCUUCUUCAUAGUGCUGCUGCAAACCCUCAUGCACAGAAUCUUCUUCAUAGUGCUGCUGCAAACCCUCCUGCACAGAAUCUUCUUCAUAGUGCUGCUGCAAACCCUCAUGCACAGAAUCUUCUUCAUAGUGCUGCUGCAAACCCUCAUGCACAGAAUCUUCAUAGUGCUGCUGCAAACCCUCAUGCACAGAAUCUUCUUCAUAGUGCUGCUGCAAACCCUCAUGCACAGAAUCUUCUUCAUAGUGCUGCUGCAAACCCUCAUGCACAGAAUCUUCUUCAUAGUGCUGCUGCAAACCCUCAUGCACAGAAUCUUCAUAGUGCUGCUGCAAACCCUCAUGCACAGAAUCUUCUUCAUAGUGCUGCUGCAAACCCUCAUGCACAGAAUCUUCUUCAUAGUGCUGCUGCAAACCCUCAUGCACAGAAACUUCUUCAUAGUGCUGCUGCAAACCCUCAUGCACAGAAUCUUCUUCAUAGUGCUGCUGCAAACCCUCAUGCACAGAAUCUUCAUAGUGCUGCUGCAAACCCUCAUGCACAGAAUCUUCUUCAUAGUGCUGCUGCAAACCCUCAUGCACAUAUGGAGCUUGUGAAACAUAUUCUUUUUUUAAGACAAUCGCUUAUAUUGAAUUAUGGUACCUGCGUGCAUAUAUAAACAUAUGUAGACUCCUCUCUUGUGCAAUAUAAAGUGAGUUAAAAUACUACCAUUGUAGAUCUGUAACAAGACUGCAGCAUUUCCCAUGAACCGUCCCAGAGCAUUAUUUUUUUUACCUGGAAAUUCAGUAUCGCGAGUUACAGGCUGGAAUAAACUCAAACUGGGAAGAAUCCAAAAAAAAAACGAAAUGUAAUGUGAACUGUGCUGGAACUCUACAAGCAGCCCCCUCUAGGAGACAUAGUGAGCAGAAGCUACAGCUCUGUGUCCUGUGGAUGCACUCAUUUUAAAAUGUUACCCUUCUGCGAAAUGGAGACGGUGUGGAUGGAAGUCUGCAGCACAGUGUUAAAGUCUGGUGUGCAAGCUUUUGUCCUGCAACAGCGACAGCAUUUGUGUGCAAGAUUUUCUAUGAGUCGAGUGCGUUUUAACUAGUAAAACAAUUUUGUUACUAAAGCACGAGUUGCUUAGGGAGUUUUUCAGCAGGGUCACUUUGCUGACAGAAACAGCUGACCUCUCCACAUAUCUGUAUGUAUUCUGGUGAGAGCUGGUAUGCUGUAUUCAGUGUUAUGACCGGUAGGGUACCUCUCAUGGGUCGUCUACCUCAAGACACAACAGGUGAUGAAAAAUCAUGACAGGAGAAAUCAGCAGGGAAAAACUAACACAACAACGAUACACAAGAUGUUCAAUUGUAACAGUGUGCUGGCAUGAGAGAAUGCUCAGACACUGUUUUAAUCCAAGGGUCUUUAUGUGAAAGUUUCUAAAGUCAUUUUUGUUGCUGUGUUGUUGUUGUUUUUGUGUAAUGGGCUUUGAUGAAACUAAGGGAAUUAUCUGAUUGCUCGUUUGCUGUCUUUGAGGGUAAAGCAGGUGAUCGCUGCAUUGUAUAUGUAAGGAAAUACUGUAGCAUGGAAUGCAAACGAAAAAACAGAAGCUUUGGAUUGUAUCCGUUUUAUUUUAAAGUGUGCCUUUUGGUUUUCAAGAAAGAACGGGGCUUGUUUUAAUAUUUAUAUUAUUAGAGUAUUAGAGAAACUCAGACAAGUGUUUCAACAGAGGAUGCAUUGGGGGAGACACUUUUACUGUUUAAAAGUGACACUGAUUUAUACAUUGUGCAGAAUGAAAAUGAAUAGUUGUGUCCUCAUGUAAGAGGAUGUGUGAUGCCUGGUCUUCCAUAACUGUUUCAAUGGCUUGUGAAGCCAUGCAGAUGGUCUUUAUUGAAAUCAGGCUCCUUUUAAUAAGAAAUACUGCAUAUUAAUAAACAUGAGGAAUCCUGGAUUGUUAGUCGUUCAGGUCACAAGAUGAUAACAUGCUGGAGGUGGAGAAAUGUAUUUAUUUACAUUAUCAGAAUAAAACAAAUACAAAGUUCAUGUCGGUGUCUAUAAUUGUAGUAUUCUUCUUUUUUCUCAUCAUUGUCAACAUUUAUUUAAAUAUUUGUAUGUGAACUUAAAAAAAAAAAAAAACGAGAACUCAGUACCAUGGAAGUGCAGCAGAGGGCACGCUUGUGCAAGUGUUUUUAGACUAGAGUCCAGAAAUCUGCUGUGCAUGUUUAUACAGGUCACGGGCAUUUGUAUCAGUACUGACUGUGUACUGUACAGCCUUUUCAACCGUGAGUGUCCCGCUGCGCGUUAGCAGUAGCCAGCUCGAUAUAAAGGAACAUGUGCUGACCUGUUUGUAUUGUGUUUCGAUUAGUAAAAAGGGGCCUUUGUUCGCUUUGAUGAAUUUGACUUUCUGUGAUAAAUAAAGACCUAUUACUAACAAACGAA
Molecule: messenger RNA, 4853 nt
Organism: Acipenser ruthenus (sterlet)
Lineage: Eukaryota; Metazoa; Chordata; Actinopteri; Acipenseriformes; Acipenseridae
Product: beta-1,4-galactosyltransferase 7-like
Exons: 6
Coding region: 646-1620 (324 amino acids)
Biological process (GO): proteoglycan biosynthetic process; carbohydrate metabolic process
Molecular function (GO): xylosylprotein 4-beta-galactosyltransferase activity
Source: RefSeq, a predicted model, not a curated record